Messenger RNA from Cervus elaphus (red deer), 8038 nucleotides. It is a transcript of the gene GAB2, whose product is annotated as GRB2 associated binding protein 2. The record is from RefSeq and is a predicted model, not a curated record. Bases 180 to 2222 code for a protein of 680 amino acids. The transcript has 11 exons. Lineage: Eukaryota; Metazoa; Chordata; Mammalia; Artiodactyla; Cervidae.
GAACGCGCGGGCGCGCGCGAGGCAGCCGGGCCGCGCCGCCUCGCCCUCGCCCUCGCCCCGCGGCCGCCGGCCGCCCCAGCCCCUCCCCUUCGCCGCGAGCCGCGCACCGCCGGCCGGCUGAGCCAGCGGCCCGCGCCCUCGUCCGCCGACCCCGCGGCGGGCUCCGGGCGGCCGGCAGCAUGAGCGGCGGCGGCGGCGGCGACGUGGUGUGCACCGGCUGGCUGAGGAAAUCGCCCCCCGAAAAGAAGUUGAGGCGCUAUGCCUGGAAGAAACGCUGGUUUAUCCUGCGGAGCGGCCGGAUGAGUGGCGACCCCGACGUCCUGGAGUACUACAAGAAUGAUCACUCCAAGAAGCCCCUGCGCAUCAUCAACCUGAACUUCUGCGAGCAGGUGGAUGCAGGCCUGACCUUCAACAAGAAGGAGCUGCAGGACAGUUUCGUGUUCGACAUCAAGACCAGCGAGCGCACCUUCUACCUGGUAGCCGAGACGGAGGAGGACAUGAAUAAGUGGGUCCAGAGCAUCUGCCAGAUCUGCGGCUUCAACCAGGCAGAAGAGAGCACAGACUCCCUGAGGAACAUCUCCUCCGCCACGCACGGGCCGCGCUCCUCUCCAGCGGAGCUCAGCAGCUCCAGCCAGCACCUCCUCCGGGAACGGAAGGCCUCGGCCCCGUCGCACUCCAGCCAGCCGACCCUGUUCACCUUCGAGCCCUCGCUGUCUAACCACGCGCAGCCGGCCCUGUCCACCAGCGCGCCGCAGGAGUACCUCUACCUGCACCAGUGCAUCAGCCGGAGGGCGGAAAACACACGGAGUGCCAGCUUCUCUCAGGGCACCAGGGCCUCAUUCCUCAUGAGAAGCGACACAGCCGUGCAGAAACUUGCCCAGGGCAAUGGGCACUGUGUCAACGGGGUCGGUGGUCAAGUCCACGGCUUCUACAGCCUCCCGAAGCCAAGCCGGCACAACGCCGAGUUCAGAGACAGUGCCUACGACCUCCCCCGGAGCCUGGCCGCCCACGGCCACACCAAGGGCAGCCUCACCGGCUCCGAGACGGACAACGAGGACGCGUAUACCUUCAAGAUGCCCAGCAGCACCCUGUGCCGGGAGUUUGGGGACCUCCUGGUGGACAACGUGGACGUUCCAGCCACCCCGCUCUCGGCCUACCAGAUCCCUAGGACGUUCACGCUGGACAAGAACCACAACGCCAUGGCAGUGGCCACACCUGGGGACUCGGCCAUAGCUCCACCUCCCCGGCCCCCCAAGCCAAGUCAGGCAGACACACCUCGAUGGGGCAGCCCUCAGCAGAGACCCCCCGUCGGGGAAGGCAGCAGAUCGGUCUCUGCCGCCGCCACCAUCCCCAGGCGUAACACCCUCCCAGCCAUGGACAACAGCCGGCUUCACCGAGCUUCUUCCUGCGAGUCCUACGACUACCCGCAGCGUGGUGGAGACAGUGCCGGCCGGUCUGCCGAGUCCGUGAGCGAUGCAGUCAGCGCUUUCCUGCCAGCGAAAGCAGUCGUGGGUCGAUCAGACAGCACCAAUUCCGAGGACAACUACGUGCCCAUGAACCCAGGCUCCUCCACCCUGCUGGCUUUGGAGCGAGCCGGUGAUAACUCCCAGAGUGUCUACAUCCCCAUGAGCCCGGGGCCGCAUCACUUUGACCCACUCGGCUACCCCUCCUCAGCCCUCUCUCUGCACCGAGGUUCCAGCAGAGGGAGUGAGAUCCAGCCACCCCCUGUAAACCGCAACCUCAAACCUGACCGGAAGGCAAAGCCAACCCCACUUGACCUGAGAAACAACACCGUCAUCGACGAGCUCCCCUUCAAGUCCCCCGUCACCAGGUCUUGGUCCAGGGCCAUCCACUCCUUCAAUCCCAGCUCCUCCCAGUACUGCCGCCCCAUCUCUACUCAGAGCAUCACCAGCACCGACUCCGGAGACAGUGAAGAGAACUACGUCCCUAUGCAAAACCCUGUGUCUGCAUCUCCCGUUCCCAGCGGCACCAACAGCCCAGCCCCUAAGAAGAGCACUGGCAGUGUGGAUUAUCUGGCCCUGGACUUCCAGCCGAGCUCCCCAAGCCCCCACCGCAAGCCAUCCACGUCAUCGGUCACUUCCGACGAGAAGGUGGACUAUGUUCAAGUGGACAAGGAGAAGACCCAGGCCCUGCAGAACACCAUGCAGGAGUGGACAGACGUGCGGCAGUCCUCGGAGCCCUCCAAGGGUGCCAAGCUGUGACGGCCCACGCCCAGGGAGGGGCCCGGAGGCCCCGUCUGCAGAGCCGGCCUCCGGUCUGCUCGCCCUUCGCCUCUGCAGCGCGCCCGCCUGCCCACCUCCUCUCUCUGCCACUCUGGCCUUCAAAGCACUUGGCAUCAGGGACCCUGACCCCUUCCCCCUGGGAGGCGAGGGCCUGAUCGAGGCACUUCCUCCGCCCUCUCCGGGCCCACCUUUGAUUUUUAUCAGCAAUGGCCAUCCUACCUUAGUUAGAGCUCUUGCCAAAAAGCAUCCUCAAGCCUCCGCCUGCCCUUCAGACCCGAAUAUCUACCGGAAGUGUGGGGGUGGGGCCGCGGCUCUGAGCCGAUUCCGCACCUCACCGUCCGGCCUCCAGCUACUGGGCUCCCCGCCUCGGCCCCGGAAGAGGCCACAUCGUCCCGCUGACCAGGCGGCCAAAGAGCAGCAGGCCAGUGUGGACACAGACCUCUUCGUCCCUGCCUCCCUUGGCAGGGGCGGGGCGAGGCCACCCAAAGGUGGAGGAGCCGCGGAGGAAGGUCAGAGGCGGUCUUGAGGGACAGAGGAAUUAGAGCCCGAGACGCAGAAGGGCAGUGCAGCCCCGCAGGGGUUUCAGGGCAGCCCCCCACUUUCAGGGGUGGGAGAGGUGGAAGGAGGGAGAGGCUGGGGAUGACCGGCCACCGAGAACCCGGAGCGGGGCUCAGAGCCCGGGAGACGGGGAGACAGACGCUGCGGAGCCGGGCCCCUGGGACCGUGAAGCCACAGGCCCGCUCUAACAUCCCGGACAGAGCGCCGUGCCCCCGACCCCGCCAGCCCGGGGGCACCGCGCUGGACAAGGCUUGGACUGUGUUGGGCGACACAGCUUGGGGCGGGGGCACCGCAUGGCGAGCGGGGCCGGUGGAGCCGUGGGGAGGUGACGCGGGGUGCAGGGUGGGUGUGCGGGGGGGCGGGGUACCGAGGGGCCACCCUGGGACGGCCUGGGCGGAGGCACACGGCGGUGCCCGGGACUGGCAUGGAGACGGCGCAGCAAGUGAGCUUCUGUAAGACGGGCGGCGCGGCGGGGGCGGCUGAGAGUCGGGGUGGGGGCUGUGGGGGCUCUGGGAGGUCCACCCAGCGCGCCUGUUGGAGAGAGAGCCCGCGGCAGUGCCACGGAGACGCAGGCUGAGCAGAAAGGGAGCGGUGACGCCGCUCUCGGGGCAGCUGGCCUGGUGGCAGGCGAGGGCAGUUCCCAGGACUGACGGAUGGCGGGCAGAACAGAGCCCCGAGCACGUGGCAGGGUGACCGGUGGCUUGUGCCCUCAGACUGAGGUUUGUGCAGGGCCCACGAAAGGUUGGGGCGUGGCCUGGUGCCAGGGCACCCCCAGUUGCUCUGUGGAGUCCCAGGUGCCCUGUUGGACUCAGGCCUGGCUACAGAGACAGGAGAGGAGAGGGCUGGGCUGGAAGGGCCCCCAGGUCGGCGUCACCCUCUGCCCUCUGCCAGGACAGAAGGGGGCAUCACCCCAGGCUCCCUCUCUCAAGCCUGGGGAGGGAGACGCUCUUAUGUUAGAGUUCUUGGACAAAUUUUUUAAAAGUUUCAGAGGCAACUGGGCGGACCAGACGUUUCACCCUACUCUGGGGAGAACAGACCUUCUUCCUCCAAAAGAAAUGAGUUCCGACCCUUCCUAAGGGAGGUGGCUACUGCCCUCACCCCUCAGCAGCCUGAGGCCUGACCGUGCUCCGUCCCGGGAGAGACGGUCCCAACAGGUGAGAACUCCUCCUAGUAUCAGUCACAUCAACUCAGUUAAGUGAUGGCCGCGGCUGCGGUGGCCAGGUCUGGACUGGGCACUGAGGACACAGGAGUUAAUCAGACUUUGUGUUUGAGAAGGUCGCGCUCGAUGAGAAAAAAAGACAAGGACACGUCGCUGAUGGCCAUGAGAGACUCAAAGCUGGGGAUGUGCGGAGAAGUCAAGGCCACUUCUCCAGGAGGCUGGUGUGCGGGCGGGAGUGGGGAGGUGUGCAGAUCAGGGAAUGUGGUUUCUAGGAAAAGCGGGUGCCUGAGUUGGCCGGAGGGGAAGAAGGGUCAGAUUUUUAGGGGAAGGAGGGUGGGUCUGGGCUCCAGGGGAGGAAGACAGAGAGACUUGUGCUUUGGGAACAAAAGACCUUUGGGAGUAUGGGCCCGGCCCAGGCCCUCAGCAGCAGCAAGGCCUUGGUGUUCGCACAGAUGAAGUGGUGAUGGUGGCAGUGGCCUCCCCUGGGCAGGGUUUGGUAGGGCCCUCUGCAGACUGUCUCAUAUGGCAGAGCUUUGAAUGGUAGCCCCACCCCACCCCAGAGGCUACAGGUGGGCCCAGGUAUGGAUGCGUCAGUUCCCAGCAUCGUCCCCUGUUGAUCAUCAGGUGCCCUAAUGAUGUCAGUGUUUUCUGAAUGUGCCGUAAGGUGAGUGAGACUGGCUGGAGUCUCAAGAGAUGGAGGUGUUCAAAUCUAACCUCCAAGGAGGCCUCCCUCUAGCUCUUCGUUCUUCCAACCCCCAAACCCUUAGAGUGGAGGCGGGAGCAGAGACCAGAGGAAGUACAAGAGAAGCAGAGAAUGCUGAAAGCAGACUUGGGGCUAAGCCCCAGGUCCCAGGUGUCUAACAUUCUCGUCUGUGGCUCAGAGUUCAUCUCUGUUGGUGGCCUGGCACAGACGGAGACCCCAGGAGGCCCCGCGUCCGGCCAGCAGAGCCCCCUCCUGCCGGGGGCUCCCAGGAGCAGCAGCUGUCUCCCAUUCCAGCUCCCCGGGGUUAAAGGCAGGGAGGAGUGCUUGCAGGGAGCUGUGUCUCCUCCCCACCUUGGCGGGGUCAGCUGGGCCCUGAGGCUCUCCUGUGACUGCUCCCUGCUUUGUGACCUGUGUCAAGGGCCAGUUAACCCAGUGCCCUCCCUAGACCUGACUGCAGUAACUUUUACACUCGAAACCGUUCAACUGCGUCCCAUCCCUAGGACAGAAGCACAACGGUUCUCAACCUGCCCUGGGGCUAAGGCCCCCAGCUGUGGCCACCCCGCCCUGCCCUGCCCACGGCCCUCUGACGGAGCUCCGGAAGCUGGAAGCAGAGCGCGGGGCAGGAGGGAAGUCGGCACGUCCUUCCCCGUCUCCGUCCAUCUGUCCGUCUGCACACGGCGAGGGUCAGAGGCUGCGCACAGGAGCGCUCAAGCCGCCGCCUUCAGAAACUCACUCAGCUCUUCGGGGGGCCAGGUGGGCUGCCUACCGAGGGGCUGGCGCGUGAUAUUUGGUGGUGUGUGUUCUUACGUGUUUGUUGGUUACAUGUGUCUUGAAAUGUAGAAUCAUUUCCCACAGAAUCGUUGCUUUGUCGAGAAGAGAAAACGGGCUAGAAGAAGCCCGGUCUUAGGUUUCUGGCCCUGUUACCAUUUAAAAUUGACAUUUAAUUUUUCAAAUCGCUGUUGGUGCCUAAUCACUUAAGUUAUUAAUUUAUUGUUUUCUUUUUAAAAAAAAUUUGUAACAUGUAUUUAUCCUGUGAGUAGGUCUGGGGAGGGAUGGGAAUGCAUUCUCAGGCGUCCUGUUUUGGUACAGGCCUGGAGCUUGCAGGGCCCUUGUUACUGUGGUGGUGGAGCUGGACGACAAUAAAGUCCGUGAGAAGCAAGCAGAGAGGGCUGCGGCGUCUGCCUCAUCCAGGGGGAGUGGGCGGCGGGCUUGCACAGGACACCCGUCCUCGACCAGACAGUCCGCCCCCAUCCCCGGCUACUCCACCUUCCAUUGAACAGGAGACAACUGGGGACCUUUCUUGGCUGUCGGGAGAAGUGUGAAUCCUCCUUACCUUGGAAUCUGUAUUCCUGGUGUGUGAAAUGGAAGUAAUAGCGACCCCUACCAGUUCAUCUUUCUUAAAAGGCGCGUUGGACCAGAGAGCACUUCCGUGCACGGCACACUCACCUCCCCUGAUGCAGCACGCAGGUCAGCAGGGCAAGGGGGUGUCCCUGCCUUCCUGCCCAGACACGGCGAGAAGUCAUGGACAGAGCGGGAAGAACCACAGCUUUAAAGGCUUCAGAGAACCUCUUUUUAUUCCUGUUUGAGACCCUGGUUCUCUCCUCUCCAUUUAGAAAGGGUACAGCAGCGUCAGGCACAACGAGGUCAGUAUUUGCUCCUCACCAGACCGCCCCCACCGGCCCCGGGGACAAUGCUCAACAGCUGAGGCCCUGAGCCAGCCAGCGUCCCUCAGGACAGAUGUCAUGAGACACACAUACUUGCAGUAAAAUAAGGACUCUCUCUCGUACCCGGAAGGGGGGGAUCUCAGGCACUGAGGCGGGAGAGGGGGCUAAGGGGCUGUCCUUCAUCCUGCGUUGCAGCUCGGUGUCGGGGGGCCCAUCUCUGCUCCCGCGCCAGGCUGCUUCCCACCUACGCCCCUCACAGGAGGGCAGCAUCGGCACCCACGUACACCGCCUCAGUCCCCUCGGAGAAGCAAGAAGGCAGCCGGAGGGGUGCCACGCAGCCCCCUUGUUUGUGCUGGGGCUUGGACCCUCCUCGGGUCCAUACUAGAGAGACCCAGGAUUGUCUGAAAGGAGCUAGGGAGGGAAGGGAACUGCUACUUGAUGGCAAGCACGGGACAGGGGCUGAGGCCCAGAAUGUGUCCAUCUCGGCAUCUCCGAGCUGACCACAACUCUCGGGUGCAAGUCUUAAGGGGGCUGAUCCCAGUGUCGGGGCCCGAGGGCCAGUUUAAGGGGCUCAGGUCUCACCUCCGUGUCUCAGUGUGCCCUCCAGGCUGAGGCUGGCAGCCCCUGCUCCAUCGCUUUCGCCCUUGGAAGGGGCUGCCUCCACGGCCUCCCCCAGGCCCCAUGUGGCCGAGCGCCUCUGCCUGGGACCUGGGCCCCCCCCCCCAGAUCGGCUGUGGCACCCCCACAAGCACUGGCAGGCCGGGGGUCAAGGGUCCCAUUAGAAGACCAAUCUGUGGAAGUCACCACCACUGCCACCUGCAGGGCUGCAGCCCCCUGGGGGACCUUUGUCCUCGUCUUUGUCUUCGUCAAAGCCCCUCCGCCAGUGCGGGGACGCUGGGAGCGCAGAGAUGUAGGCCGCCCUGCUCCGCGCCUCCUUCUCCUGCUCCUGGAAACACAGAUGGGGAUGAAGCAGGCGGCUUCAAAUGUAGGCUCCAAAGCCACAGUGCUCCUUUCACCGCCUGCCCCCGCGGCCACCCAGCCCUUCGGAGCUUCACCCCUGCGAAGGGCCCCCAGAGCCGGGCAACAGAGGGGAGCCCCAGCUUCCCCCACAGGGGCACUGCUGCUCAGCCAGAGGAUGGGAGGGCCGGACCCACAGCCAUCCUGUAUCUAGGUUUCAAAACCAUUCCUCCUCCCCUCCCAGUAUAAGCUCCCAGCAUCCUGGAGGAGGCAGUCCAGAGACUUCCAAGGUCACCUCCUACCCCACUGGGACCUCCCUGCAGGCUUCCUGACGCAACUGUCCGGCUCACUGCCUCUCAGGAGGGACACUCUGCCGAGAAGAAAGCUCUCCCUCCUGCCGCACUGGGGCCGGCCCUGGAGACCCCUCGCCACUGGCCCCAGACCCAUCUCCCCCUGAAGAACUCAGAAGAAAUGGAAAAGCAGAACCAAAGUCCCCCACCCAGGUGCCGCUGGCCGGGGUCCUGGUGUGACCACCCCAGCUGUUUACGGCAGCACGCCUCACGCUGCUUGGAGCCCUGGCUGUUCCAGUUGCUAAGUACUUUGAUGCCACCCUAGACUCUCAGGAGUGGAGUCGAGGGCACAGUGAGAGGGCAACCCUCCCAAAGGCCUUCCCCACCGGCUCGGAUCCACUAGCUCACUCACAGAGCCCCUCCUCCAGCACAUGACAGCUUAAUAAAGAAAUGGUCGUUCCUAA